UCAAGAGUAACAGUUCCACUGAGCAAUACAUUCAGUAUCAACUCAAACUUUUCCUUGUGAUUACAAUUUUCGAGUUUAAAAGUACAAAAAGAUACCAUGAAUCCAUCAAUAGUGACCGUUGUUCUAGCUACUAUUUUACUGAAGGAAAUAGUCUCUGCAUUUGACUAUUGUCAGAAUAAUCUUAACUGUCCAUCUAAUACUAAACACAUUGGCUGUGGAAGUACUGAUAAUUUUGGACGAGAGUGUCCCAUUGAACGCACCCUAGUACCUAUGACAGCUGACUUGAAAGCUUAUUUUCUCAAAAAACAUAAUCAAGCACGAAGCGACAUUGCAAACGGAAAAAUCAGUGGCUACAAGAGCGCUAAUCGAAUGAUUGAAAUGACGUGGGACGAUGAGCUGGCUAAAUUAGCAGAAUACAACGCCAAGACAUGUACUUAUGGCCAUGAUCAGUGCCGUAACACUGCCACUUACAAAUAUGCUGGUCAAAAUAUCGCAAUGGUGAUGUCAACUCCAAACUACUUUGAAACCAUCAAAGCCGUUGACUACUUGUUCGGUUUGUGGUUCGAUGAGUACAAAGACUGUGACAUGACCUACAUCAACAAGUACAGACCAAGCGACACUGAUGCGCAAAUCGGUCAUUUCACACAGAUUGUGUCAGCUGGUGCUAAUCGAGUCGGAUGUGCUAUUACGACAUUCGCAAAUUCACGCAAAAAUGUCUACAUUGUGUGCAACUAUUCGUUGACCAAUAUUUUGAAUAGACCAAUUUAUACAUCCGGAAUUCCUUGUUCUGCUUGCACUAAGGGAUGUAGUGCCACAUAUCCUGGACUUUGCAAGUCUUCGGAAGUUAUUCCUUUGCAAUAAGGAAAAACUCCGGCCACAAAACAAUACUCAAUGGCUUUUA
This is a messenger RNA of Bradysia coprophila, 901 nucleotides long. RefSeq names its product venom allergen-1-like. Lineage: Eukaryota; Metazoa; Arthropoda; Insecta; Diptera; Sciaridae. The record is from RefSeq and is a predicted model, not a curated record.